This is a messenger RNA of Zingiber officinale, 3771 nucleotides long. Its product is annotated as protein translocase subunit SECA1, chloroplastic-like. The coding region runs from base 144 to 3152 and encodes 1002 amino acids. The record is from RefSeq and is a predicted model, not a curated record. The transcript has 21 exons. Gene Ontology annotation, cellular component: membrane. NCBI's taxonomy places the organism in Eukaryota, Viridiplantae, Streptophyta, Magnoliopsida, Zingiberales, Zingiberaceae. Gene Ontology annotation, molecular function: ABC-type protein transporter activity; ATP binding. Gene Ontology annotation, biological process: protein targeting; protein import.
CAAAAUACUCCCUCUCGUUUCCUCAUCUUAUCCGUGCGUUUCACCUUUGCUACGACCUCAAGCUCGGCCUCGCUGUGGCCGCAAGAGCAGGCACAGAGAGAGAGAGAGAGAGAGUGGUGGUAUCUUGAUCCAAUUCGAGAACUAUGGCCACCAUUUCCCCGCUUCUCCAUCUCCCAGUGGCCAAGCUCGACGAUAUCCUCGUCUUACGGAAGAGUCUCAUCCCCAGGCCUGACCCAGGAACCGCUCUCUUCGGCUGCAGCUCCGGCCGACAAGCUCCAUGGAUCUUCCCUGUCCGGCGCCGGUUUCGUCCGCGGGCGGCAGCCUUGGGAGGUCUGUUAGGCGGCAUCUUCAAGGGGACCGACACUGGCGAGGGCACCAGGCAGCGGUUCGCCGAUUCCGUUGCUGCGAUCAACCGGUUGGAGCCGGAGGUGUCGCGCCUCUCUGACUCGGAGCUGAGGGAGAGGACGUCGGUCUUGAAAGAGCGUGCUCGGAAUGGCGAGCUGCUCGAUUCUCUUCUACCUGAAGCAUUUGCCAUAGUGAGAGAGGCAUCAAUGAGAGUCUUGGGCCUGCGGCCUUUUGAUGUACAGUUAAUAGGUGGCAUGGUUCUUCAUAAUGGUGAAAUUGCAGAAAUGAGGACAGGAGAAGGAAAAACACUAGUGGCUGUUCUACCAGCAUAUCUGAAUGCAUUAAGUGGGAAGGGAGUGCACAUUGUUACUGUGAAUGACUACCUUGCAAGACGUGAUUGUGAAUGGGUUGGUCAAGUUCCACGCUUCCUAGGCUUGCAGGUUGGCCUGAUCCAACAGAAUAUGACAAGUGAGCAAAGAAGAGAAAACUACUUAUGUGACAUAACAUAUGUCACAAAUAGUGAGCUUGGAUUUGAUUAUCUAAGGGACAAUCUUGCAAUGACAGUUGAUGAGCUUGUCUUAAGGGACUUCAAUUAUUGUGUGAUUGAUGAAGUUGAUUCUAUUCUCAUUGAUGAAGCAAGGACUCCUCUGAUCAUCUCUGGCCUUGCUGAAAAGCCAAGUGAUCGAUACUAUAAAGCCGCAAAAAUUGCAGCUGCUUUUGCGAGAGAUAUUCAUUAUACUGUUGAUGAAAAACAAAAAACUAUUUUACUAACUGAACAAGGGUACGAGGAUGCUGAAGAAAUUUUGGACAUAAAGGAUCUUUAUGAUCCUCGUGAACAAUGGGCUUCAUAUGUUCUUAAUGCAAUUAAAGCGAAGGAACUCUUCCUUAGAGAUGUCAAUUACAUUAUUCGUGGGAAGGAAGUUCUUAUUGUGGAUGAGUUCACUGGUCGAGUAAUGCAAGGUAGACGUUGGAGUGAUGGUCUUCAUCAAGCAGUUGAGGCAAAAGAAGGUUUACCAAUCCAGAAUGAAACUGUUACACUUGCAUCAAUUAGCUAUCAGAACUUCUUUCUUCAGUUCCCCAAACUUUGUGGUAUGACUGGAACUGCUGCUACAGAAAGUGCAGAGUUUGAGAGCAUAUAUAAGCUGAAGGUUUCAAUUGUUCCAACAAACAAGACUAUGAUAAGAAAGGAUGAAUCAGAUGUUGUCUUUAGGGCUACUACAGGAAAAUGGCGUGCUGUUGUGAUUGAGAUAUCCCGGAUGCACAAGACUGGUUGCCCUGUGCUUGUUGGUACAACAAGCGUGGAGCAAAGUGAUGCAUUAUCAAUGCAGUUACGUGAAACAGACAUUCCUCAUGAGGUCCUGAAUGCAAAGCCAGAGAAUGUUGAGAGGGAAGCAGAAAUAGUAGCACAGAGUGGGCGCCUUGGUGCUGUGACAAUUGCCACUAAUAUGGCAGGUCGUGGAACUGACAUCAUACUAGGAGGUAAUGCAGAAUUUAUGGCUAGGUUGAAGCUACGUGAGAUGUUAAUGCCAAGUGUUGUCAAGCCAAUCGAAGGAGUCUUUGUCUCUGUGAAGAAACUUCCACCAAAAAAGUCUUGGAAGGUAAAGGAGAAUUUAUUCCCUUGCGACCUAACUAAAGAGACAAUAUCACUGGUCAAUGAUGCAGUAGCAUUAGCUGUUAAAUCAUGGGGUUUGAGAACAUUGACUGAGCUUGAAGCAGAGGAGAGGCUGUCUUACUCAUGUGAAAAGGGACCCACAAGAGAUGAAGUCAUUGCAAAAUUGAGAGAUGCUUUUAUAAAGAUUGUUCAAGAAUACAAGGUUUAUACUGAUGAGGAAAGAAAGAAGGUUGUAGCUGCUGGUGGUCUUCAUGUGGUAGGAACAGAGCGUCAUGAAUCCCGUAGAAUUGACAAUCAGCUUCGAGGGCGAAGUGGAAGACAAGGUGAUCCAGGAAGUUCUCGAUUUUUCCUGAGCCUUGAAGAUAAUCUGUUUAGGGUAUUUGGUGGAGACAGGAUACAGGGCUUAAUGCGAGCCUUUAGGGUUGAAGACCUACCAAUUGAAUCCAAAAUGCUGACGAAGGCACUUGAUGAGGCCCAACGGAAAGUUGAGAAUUACUUCUUUGAUAUCAGGAAACAAUUAUUCGAGUAUGAUGAGGUGCUAAACAGCCAAAGAGAUCGUGUUUAUGCCGAAAGGAGGAGGGCACUUGUAUCUGAUACCCUACAGUCACUCAUUGUUGAAUAUGCUGAAUUGACAAUGGAUGACAUCUUAGAGGCAAAUAUUCCUCCUGAAACCCCAAAAGAAAGUUGGGAUCUUGAACAACUGAUUGCAAAAGUUCAACAAUACUGUUAUCUUUUAAAUGAUAUGACACCUGAGUUGGUGGUGAGUAAAUGCUCAAACUAUGAGGAGUUGCGGGAGUAUCUCCGGUAUCGAGGACGUGAAGCAUACUUCCAAAAGAUGGAUGUAGUCGAGAAACAAGCACCAGGGUUGAUGAAAGAAGCAGAGAGGUUCUUGAUCUUAACCAACAUUGACAGACUAUGGAAAGAGCAUCUCCAAGCUAUCAAAUUUGUCCAACAGGCUGUUGGCUUAAGGGGAUAUGCCCAACGAGAUCCCCUCAUUGAGUAUAAACUUGAAGGAUAUAAUCUCUUCCUAGAAAUGAUGGCACAAAUCCGCAGAAAUGUCAUUUAUUCUAUCUACCAGUUUCGACCAAUCUUGAAGAAGAGUGAGCAACUGGGUGAUAGUUCGAAGAGGAAAGACUUGAAAAGGAAAGGGGCUGAUGACACCAACCCCAUCGGAGCUGCACAGGCUACUUCAUAAAUUGUCAAUUCAAAAGAUAUCGGAGAUAUCUACUUCAAUAGGGGAAGAGUUUUCUUUUAUUUUCUUUUUUUCCUCUGUUGUAUCUUAAAUUAUUCACGGUUAGAGUACUUAAUGAACAAUAGAAUAUCAGUAAAAAUGCAAAUGCCUCUUCUAUGUAAAGCCUGCCAUUGAAGAUUCUAUUUACCACUCCGAAAGCAUUCCUGAAUUCAAGUGGUUGGAUCAAAAUCACAAUGAUUGAAGAUGAACUCUUGGGGUAGACGGUUUGGUCUUAUGUAUCUCACUCAUCAAGUAAAUUCAAGAAGCAUGGUGGCUACUGCUGUGGUGCCCUAGGUUCAUCAGUAAUUUAAUUAUCGUAGAUGUGUACGUGUGUAACUCUGGUUGUUUGGGAAUAUAUUAUCUCUUACCAUCACACUAAGUCCUAGGGGAUUGGGAUCAAUGAUCCUUGGGUGUUUGUCUCCGAUGCUGAUUAGUGGUUCAAUAAUGUUUCAGUAAAAAGUAGUUAGGUUGAGAUGAGAGUUGGACUCUCCUUUAAGAUGAUAUUGCACUUCUAAAUAGUUGUGGUUUAUUGUUUCUGUUAAUGUAAAACGACCUUUGUCAAAGAAUGUCACUUUAAAUUUCA